GAGUAAGAGAUUUACGAUGAAUGGAUGAUUAAUUAUUAAUGACUAGUACUUUUUGUUCGCUUGUGUUGUGUUUGCGGUGCAAGUGUAAACUAUGUUCUAAAAUUAGCGCAUUUCGGAAGAGUGUAGAAUGUUUUGUUUAUUCGAAUGCAAUUCUAGGAAGAAACUAACGAAUGUAAUUACGGUGAGAUCGUGCGAAAUUGUUAUCUGCAGUUCGGCUGGGUAAAAUUUGCGGUCACUUUUGUGAACUAAAGUGCGCCAAAAGCUGUACCGACGACGAAUCAGUGAAAAUAUCAAACGGUUUUCUGCUUCCAAAUAGGGUUGACCAGACCAGUUAGUUAGAUAGAACGGUGUCCAACGCGUUGUGGGAAAUAGUGCAUCAAGAUCCGUGGAGGCGGUCGCGUGGAAGACCGCUAAAUAUAGAACUUUCCGAGCGUCUGCAGUAGCAGCACGUCGGGAAUCAACACACAUACAUUGCACCCUUGGCUUGGUCGCGCAUUUAAAAUACCAGACAGCUGCAUCAGCCGCGAACGAAAUUGCGACCAAGGCAAGGCGAGAUGAGUCGCUGCGACAACAACUGGAAUGUGAAACUGUACAUCCUAACGUGGAAUGUUAGCACAAAGUUUCCGGAAAACCUGUCACUCAACAAACUGCUGGGUUUGGAAAACGCCCACCAGGACGCGGACCUGCCGGAUUUUUUCGUCAUUGGUCUACAAGAAGUCAAUGCCCAACCGCAGAACACGCUGUACAAUCUCUUCAAGGACGACUUGUGGACCCAGCGGUUCAAGGAGCUGCUGAAAGAGCGCGAUUAUGUUGUGAUAAAGACGGAACAGAUGCAGGGACUGCUGCUGUCGGUGUUUGCGCGGCGGAAACACUUGCUCCACCUGCGGCAGGUUGAAACGGAAUACACGCGGACGGGGCUAGGGGGGAUAUGGGGCAACAAAGGUGCUGUUAGUAUAAGGCUGAACGUGUACGGCUGUUCGAUUUGUUUGGUGAAUGCACAUCUGGCUGCACACGAUCAUAUGCUGGAGGAGAGGAUCAACGAUUAUGAAAAAAUUGUCCAGGAACACAAGUUUCACGUCAAAACGAAAGAAGCCAUUUUCGAUCAUGACUACGUAUUCUGGUUUGGUGAUCUUAAUUUCCGGUUGACGGGGGAAGCCACAACAUCGGCGGAAGACAUUCGCGCAAUGGUUGCGAAAGACGAGAUCAAGAAACUGAUUGAGAAGGAUCAACUGCUGCUGGUUCGGCGAGAGGGUCGCGCAUUCGAGAAACUUAACGAAAAAUUACCACAAUUCCCCCCAACCUUCAAGUUUGAACACGGCACCAAUGAUUAUGACAUGAAACGACGACCCGCCUGGACAGAUCGGAUACUGUACGCUGUUAAGGAGAACCACUACCGAAACGUGAAACUUACAGUCGAACAGACGUCCUACAAAAGUCAUCCCAGCUACAAUAUCAGUGAUCACAAACCGGUAACGAGUGAAUUUACCAUCAAGGUGGUUCGUAAACCGCAGUACAGUGGUGAACGUUUCAAGACCCAGCAUUAUCAACGGCUUAGCUACCGGAUGGCGAUCGCCAACGGUACCGAGUCGAGUCCACAGUUAAACUCAUUCGAUGACCUCGUUUCCGAUUUGACUGAUGGCGCACAGGUGUACGAGGAUACGACCGAGCGGACGAUUGUCUUCAAGCCGAUCGAGCUGUGGCUGGUGGGAGAACCGAACAAGAUCGAGUACACGAUUCCGGCUGGUUUCGAGGAAGGUAGCGCUGACUGGAUCGGCAUCUAUCGGGAGGAUUUCACAAGCCUGAGUGAGUACUUGGCGUACGAGUACACCGAAGGGUUCAAGGAGAAGCAGCACCAGCUUAACGCACAGCAGAAGCAGCAUUUGAAGAACACCCGAACGGUCGAGCUGAACUUUUCCGAAAACGUCAACCUUCCGCUGGGUGUACGGUAUCAGCUGCUGUACUUCCAGAGUACCGGCUCCCGGGGGGUUACGGGUUUGGUGGGUAUUAGUAACACUUUUGCGGUGGAAAAACGAUGCCCGUCGCCCUCGUUCGACGACAUCGAUUGAUCCGUAGAGGGUUCCAUCGUUGAGCGAACUGUUCCGUUGGUUCAAAAUAUUGUCAUGAUGAAACGCUGGCAGAAAACACCCGACAGUGGCACUUGAGUGUGAUAAAUGAUAGUCACUAAAUUUAAUUGUUAUUAAACGUGACAUAAUCGGUAACAGAUUGGGUCAUUUUAGUGCAUAGUUCCUGACGAGAGAGCUUAUAUAUUUAUUGUAGAGGCCUUCAAUUUUGCUGUGCUUGGAAACUGGAAGCGAUGUCUGAUGGAAGGAUAAAACCUCUAAAAAUCGGAAAUCAACAAAAAUAUUUUCAAAUUUGAAUACACCAUUCCAAAGAAUCCAAAAAUUUUAUUCGGAGACGCUGGGAUGAAUUACAUACCAAAUGAGAGUUACUCAGUCAGUCCCGGAUUUCAAUAAAUAGUUAACAGACGUUGCAAACCUUCUUCGCUUCCAGUUCCAGGCGGUGCGAUUGGCUUACUAUAGGGUUACCUAGUUUUACCGCAGAAACAGAAUUCCCUGCCCUCCUAAAGUUAAACGAAUGCCUUUCGGUAGUAAACGGAGCGGUGAUUUGGUGGUGCCAGCCAAUGCUAUGCCAGUGCACGCCUAGAAAGAACAGUAGAAACAAUACCGAAAGCCAUAACGAAUAUAUUUUAGUCAGGUUUUGCAGUUUGGCUACGCGGCAGAUAGCUAUAAUUAUAGUAGACUAGACAAAGAUGGCUUUUGCGCUUGAGCACUAUAUAUUUUCAAUUGAACACCUGUGGAUUCAACCAAAAAUUGUAUUAAACGGUCUAGGUAUAUUACAGAUAGUACAGGUACACGAAGGUUUCUGUGCGAAAGAUAAAGUUGAUCAAUUCUAGCUUUUAAACAAAUCCGAUAGGAAUUCAUAUUCGAGAGGAAUAGUAGUUGUAAUUUGUUAACGGACGCAACGGCUUCGUUAUUCUAAUCGGUUAAGUAACAAAUUGCCAAACUGGACUACGUACAGGUUUACGCAUAAGUUGACAAUUUUAGAUACCUAAGCUAGUAUAUUUCUUGUUCUAAGAAACACCGGAAGUUAUCAUUCUGCACCCGCCCCCCCCCCCCCCUAGUGUAUAUUUGUUCGCCCAAAAUUGUGACUAUGUUAGUAGUGAAAAUUGCUGUUGUUUUGUUUUUGGUUUAAGAUAAUUUGUCACUUCAACUUCAGUUGACACCGACACAGUACCACAAAACUCCAACCAAAUUAAAGCUAACGAAUUCGCACCAGGUGAAUCGCCUACAUACCAUUACGUAACUGGUAGUUUCCAAAAAUAGAUAAUCGGCGCUUGUUUCACACUUGGAAAUUUCAUUAGAAACAUGCCAGCCGGCAAUACAUUGCAUUUGAAGUCAUUCAG
This is a messenger RNA of Sabethes cyaneus, 3424 nucleotides long. RefSeq names its product phosphatidylinositol 4,5-bisphosphate 5-phosphatase A-like. Gene Ontology annotation, cellular component: ruffle; cytoplasm; plasma membrane. The record is from RefSeq and is a predicted model, not a curated record. Gene Ontology annotation, biological process: phosphatidylinositol dephosphorylation. Gene Ontology annotation, molecular function: phosphatidylinositol-4,5-bisphosphate 5-phosphatase activity. The transcript has 9 exons. Lineage: Eukaryota; Metazoa; Arthropoda; Insecta; Diptera; Culicidae. Bases 555 to 2066 code for a protein of 503 amino acids.